AUGGUGUCUAAAUUCAGACAUGGAAAACAAUACAGUAACAUACAGUCACAAUGCGGAGCCUGUCCUCUCCCAGACACACACAGCCCAAGUCUAAAUGGGACAACACAACUAAAAACAGGAUUUCACACUGCGGCCAAAUACAGCCUGAAACAGAGGAAAGGAAAGAUGCAGCUUGUGUGCAAGACGACGAGGAAAGCUGCCCCAGAUAUGGACAUGUUAAACAAUAAGAAAUACUUCAAGAACAACAGAGAGCAAAAUCCAGGACCACAAACUGCAGAGAAGGGAUACCAGGGUGUCCCACUGACAGACACAAGCAAGGAAUUAAUUACCCAGAAUGCAGCAGGAUUAAUCAGUGUCCCCUCCAUUGUUAUCGGAAUAUCAAGGAGGCUGUAA
Messenger RNA from Pelobates cultripes (western spadefoot toad), 393 nucleotides. NCBI's taxonomy places the organism in Eukaryota, Metazoa, Chordata, Amphibia, Anura, Pelobatidae. The record is from the annotation of a GenBank genome assembly.